Brugia pahangi is the source of this 1002-nucleotide messenger RNA. The record is from the annotation of a GenBank genome assembly. NCBI's taxonomy places the organism in Eukaryota, Metazoa, Nematoda, Chromadorea, Rhabditida, Onchocercidae.
AUGGAUGAUUUGGCACAUUUAUUGGCUGGUAGUUCAGUAACUAUUGCGCCAAAUAGUACGGUACGAGAGCAUCCACGAUUUUCGCAGUACAAAUAUAUUGGACGAGCAGAAGUAAGUCAAGAAAGGCGACGACAAGAGUUUCUUCAACGCCAGAAAGAAGCUCGUUUUGAUUAUGCAAAUCAUGCACGAAAAUUGGCAAUGAGCGAAUUUGAUGAAGAUGAGGAAGAUAAAGAGGAUGAAGAAAUGGACUUAGUGCCUGAUAAAAAUAGUAAGAAGAUGAAUCGAAAAAGGAAUUACAAUCGUUAUGCAGAUGAACUAAUGCUUAGUGAAUGGUUGGUGGAUAUUCCAGAGAGUUUAUCCAAGGAUUGGAUUUGUAUACCGUGUCCGGUUGGUAAACGAUGUCUUGUGGUCGCAUCUAAUGGAGUAACAAGUGCUUAUUCGAAAUCCGGUUAUCUCAUUACACAAUUUCAUUCUUAUCUUCCGGGCGGAAAUCAUCCUUGUCGUGGUGCGUAUACUCUUUUGGAUUGUGUUUUUGAUGCAAAAUCAUCAACAUUCUAUUGUUUGGAUAUGAUUGCAUGGAAUAGCCUUACAGUUGCUGAUUCGGAUUUUGAUUGCCGUUUAUUCAUGAUGAAUUCGCGUAUAAGUGAAAAUGAGAAUUUUCAUGAGAUCUCAAAGCAAAUACCUUAUCGUUUUAUAUGUCUUCCAUAUUGUCGUUGUGAACAUAGUUCCAUGACAGAAAUGAUGCAUCGAAAUUUUCACUUCGAAAUUGACGGUGUUCUUUUUUAUCAUGCUAGUGUGCAUUACCUUAAAGGUCAAAGUCCACUUGUAGGAUGGUUGAAACCAUGGAUGAUACCAGAAAUUUUAUCGGUUCCAGUACCAGCAAAAUUGAUGAAUGGAAAUGAAAUAGUAGCAGGCGGUUCACAAAAAUUUAUCGAAACGUAUAACCAAAAGCAUAAACAUGUUAGCAUGAUUGGUAAAACUCCCGAAAGUGUUUCCAGUUAA